GUGAAAGUAAUGGUAAGGAUUUGUCCCUCUCAAGGAGCACAUGAAACAUCUGAAUCCAUGUCCUUCCUAAAGGUAGACCCGCGAAAAAAGCAAAUCACAUUUUAUGAUCCAGCGACAAGUGGGCCUUCCAAUGCAGGUCACAGAAGAGGUGUUGUUGCUGUCCCAAAGAUGUUUGCCUUUGAUGCGGUUUUCCCCCAGGAUGCUUCGCAGGCUGAGGUAUGCUCUGGAACAGUAGCAGAAGUAAUCCAGUCUGUUGUGAAUGGUGCAGAUGGUUGCAUAUUUUGCUUUGGUCACGUCAAGCUUGGAAAAUCUUUUACCAUGAUUGGGAAAGAUAACUCCACGCAAAGCCUUGGUAUCAUCCCCUGUGCAAUUUCUUGGCUCUUCAAAUUAAUCAAUGAACGUAAAGAAAAAACUGGGACUCGUUUCUCUAUUAGAGUAUCUGCUGUGGAGAUCAGUGGCAAAGAUGAAAACCUUAAGGAUUUGUUAGCUGAAGUAGCCAGUGGCAGCCUUCAGGAUGGCCAGUCUCCUGGGGUUUAUCUGAGAGAAGAUCCAAUAUGUGGAACCCAGCUUCAAAACCAAAGUGAGCUAAGGGCCCCGACAGCAGAGAAAGCUGCCUUUUUCCUUGAUGCUGCAAUUGCUGCCAGAAGUACCAGCAAACCUGAAUGCGAGGAAGAAGAUAGGAGGAAUUCACAUAUGCUCUUUACUCUUCACAUAUACCAGUAUCGCAUGGAGAAGAGUGGCAAAGGAGGAAUGUCUGGAGGACGCAGCCGUUUGCAUCUCAUUGAUCUAGGGAGCUGUGAAAAAGUGCUGAGCAAGAGCCGAGAUGGAGGAGGCUCUCUGUGUCUGUCUCUCUCUGCCUUGGGCAAUGUAAUUUUGGCCUUAAUUAAUGGUGCUAAGCAUGUGCCAUAUAAGGACAACAAAUUGACAAUGUUGUUGAGGGAAUCGCUUGGGAACAUCAACUGCAGAACUACUAUGAUUGCGCAUAUUUCUGACUCCCCGGCCAAUUAUGCAGAAACUCUCACCACCAUUCAGCUUGCAUCGCGAAUCCACCGAAUGAGAAAGAAAAAAUCCAAGUAUGCAUCCAGCUCGUCUGGAGGAGAGAGUUCAUGUGAAGAAGGACAUGUCCGAAGACCACCGCAUUUGCGACCGUUCCACCCACGAACUGUUGCCCUUGACCCUGACCUUCCUGUCCUGAGUAUAUCUAGUGAUCCUGAUUACUCCUCCAGCAGUGAACAGUCUUGUGAUACUGUCAUCUAUGUUGGUCCCAAUGGCGCAGCUUUGUCUGACAGGGAAUUGACAGAUAAUGAAGGUCCUCCAGAGUUUGUUCCCAUAAUCCCAUCCUUAAACAAGAAGAGAAGUAAAGACAAUUCUGCUAUUGGUAGGAGUUCUGACAAGGACCAUUUUAAAUGCAACACUUUUGCUGAACUGCAAGAAAGAUUAGAGUGCAUUGAUGGAAGUGAGGAACCCAUCAGAUUUGCUUGUGGAGAAAUCUCUGUGGUGUCUAAUUGUAGUCCUGUCCCUGGAGGUACAGAAAAUGCUCAGUCUAAGCUGAUAAAGGAAAAAAUAUCUUCUCCUUCUGGUGGAUUUAAGAAACCAGUUGCACAAGAAACUGCAUCUCCCAAAAAAGGACAUAACCUUCCUUUCCAGGCUGUUGCACCAAGGGGUGUCAAUGGAAAUUGUCAUGAAAAGAGCACACCUCAGUUGAAAACAGAGCUUUCCAAGCUGCAGAGCAGAGCUGACAACAAAAUAGUAGACUCUAUACUGGAGGGAGAGGGAGAGACAAUCACCGAUUCCCUACAGUCCUCAAGAUGUAGCCCUUCAAGGAAUCUGGAGCAGAAUAAGGCCACAGCUGAAUGCGUCAUUAAAGAAAAGUCCUUGUAUGUGAAGAGGCCCUUGCCAAGCCCAGCACCUCCACCUGCGCAGCAGAAAGAGCAUGUACUGAACUCCAAAGCUGAGAAUUUGGAGCUGGACAAUAGCAAUGCAGUUCGGACUCCUCCUGUGGGAAUGAGCAAACAGAUGGGAAACAAACCUGAGCAAAACCCUGUAGGGAGCACGUUCCUGGUUGGUAGCAAUGCCCAGAAUCAGUCAGGUGCAAUAGAGGUACACAGCUUCAGGUCAGCAUUCAGAGGGAAAUGUUUUGAUCGGGAUAUACUGACCACCACGGUGACUUUGCAGCAGCCUGUUGAGCUGAAUGGAGAGGAUGAGCUUGUUUUCACUGUGGUGGAAGAACUAUCCAUUAGCGGGAUUAUGGAUAAUGGAAGACCUUCCAGUAUCAUUAGCUUUAACAGUGACUGCUCCCUUCAGGCCCUUGCAUCAGGUUCGAGACCAGUCAGUAUUAUCAGCAGCAUAAACGAUGAGUUUGAUGCUUAUACCUCCCAGGAGACUUCUACUGGUGUAAAUAUUGACAUUGUUGUCCCCUUUGCUAAGGAUCCCUUUACCAGCAGCAGACGUUCCUCCAUCAGUUCGUGGCUUAGUGAAGUCAGCAUCUGUACAAUCGAAAGUGAUGGAGCCCAGUCUAGUGACAGUUUUGUAGCACAGUCAUCUUACAGCUGUAAUAAGUCUGAGGAAGCCUUCAACUUGGAUGCAUCCCAUUUAUCUGUCCCCCUGAAAAGCACUCUGAACGACAGUGGAUUUUGCUUCUCUGAACUGGAUAGUGAGAGCUUGGGUUCCAGCAAGCUGUCCUCGGGCAUCAGCAAAAGCCCUCAAACCUCUGAAACUACCAAAGCAUCUCAUAUAAAAAGUGCUUUUUGUGUCACUGAUCAGCCCGUAAAAAUUAAAUUUAGUAAUUCUCAUGAUAUGCCUGUGAUAGAAACAAUACAUUCUAGUCUUCCUAGGAAAACAAAAACUACCUCGUCUCCAAUCCACAAUAAUACUGUCCUCAGCUGUAAAGAGCUUCAGAAUCCACAUGGUAUAUUUGAAGAUCCCUGGCUGUUGCGCACUGAUUAUCAGUUGGAAGCAAAACCUGCAGACUCACUGCUUUCUCCAAAAUCUCACACAUUUGGUACUGAGAAGCAGCCAGGAAAAGCUGCCCAGUAUUUUGACGCAGCAUCCAGGCCAACGAAGUCGCAGACUAUGCUUGCCUGUUCGCAGAGGGUUGUGGAUGGUUGCGAAAUGGCCUGCAAAUCCUCCAGCGGAGCUGCAAAGAAGUCAGAAGUUGCAAUGAAGAUGCCACAGCUGAAGAGAGGAGCCACCACACUGGGAGUGAUGCCAGUGUCGCACGCUAACAGUACUUUGUCGGAGGCUGUGACCCGAGGGAAUUCAGAUGCUCCUUUGGCCACUGGCAGCUUGAAAUCAUCACUGGGAAAGAAGAGUGCUUCACAGAAGUCCACCAUGUUGCCCAGGCCAGGUGGGCCAACACCUCCAACACCUCCUGUACGCAAAUCAAGCCUGGAGCAGAAACCUGUUGGUCUGGGUAAUGGUGGGGUAAAAUCCUCCACCCUGGACUUCGCCAGAGCUGCCGCGCCAAAGGCUGAAGAUGAAGCAGAUUUGCGUGCCAGCAGCAAAAUGAACCUGAAGGGUGACCACUCUUUGCCCAAGAUGACGUCCAGCUUAAAGACGAAGGCAUCAAAGAGUGAAGCCGUUCACCGUUAUGGGAGCCACAUGUCCCUGGAGAGGUGUGACAGCCUGACAUCGGUUGGAUCCAAAGCUAGCAUGGUGAGGGAGAAUGGGAGCGCCAGCAACAGCCGGGCAGGGCGCUCUGUCCCGAGGCUGGGGGUCCCCCCUGUUGCCUCCAGUGUGGGUUUGCCACCACCCUUCACCACCCCUGUGCCUGGUAAAAACAGCCAGGCAAAACCCACAGCUAACCAGAAGGUGCAAGCAAAUGGGAGUAAAAACCGAGGCCUCUCUGCCAGUGGGUCAAAGUCUCUCAGUUCCUCUGUGAAGUCCCUGGUGCAGCCCACAGGGAAGGGCUCUGGCAUGGCCCCUGGUGGGAAGGCAGCGCCCCGCUCCAUGCAGCCUGUCAGCGGCAAACCUGGCCGAGGGACCAUCAUGGGGACCAAGCAGGCCAUGAGGGCGGCCAACAGCCGUGUGAACGAGCUGGUAUCAGGUGGCUCUGCCAAGGUAGGCCGCUUCCGAGGCUCUACGGACUCUGACAGUGGCAACGACAGUGGCAUUAACCUCAGUGACGAGAAGUCGCAAAUCCCAGUGCUGCCAUCUCCGUACAGCAAGAUAACGGCGCCCCGGCGACCUCAGCGGUACAGCAGCGGGCAUGGCAGUGACAACAGCAGCGUACUAAGCGGGGAGCUGCCGCCGGCCAUGGGGAGAACGGCUCUGUUUUACCACAGUGGUGGUAGCAGCGGCUAUGAGAGCAUGAUUCGGGACAGCGAGGCCACUGGCAGUGCCUCCUCGGCACAUGACUCCAUGAGCGAAAGUGGGAUGUCAUCUCCGGGCCGGAUGAGGAGCCUCAAGUCCCCCAAGAAACGAUCAACAGGUCUCCAGCGUCGUAGACUGAUUCCUGCUCCAUUGCCAGAUGCUGCCUCACUAGGAAGAAAACCCAGCGUCACUGGCCAAUGGGUUGAUCUACCACCUUUGCCAGGCACUUUAAAAGAGCCAUUUGAAAUUAAAGUUUAUGAGAUUGAUGAUGUGGAACGAUUACAGCGACACAGACAAGAGGAAACUGAGCCUUUCCAGGAUGUUGAGAAGGGUCUGAUGUAUUUCCAUACCAAGCUGAAGAUACUAGAAAGGCGCCAGCAGCGAAUCAGAGAAGUAAAGGCAAAGCAUGAAUUUUUGAAAGAAGAGUUGGAAGAGACAAAGUGCAGAUUGAUGAUGGAUCCAAAUAAGUGGAAAGACGACUUUGAAGUGGAUCCUGAUCUCGAUAAGGAGUCACAGGAGUACCUGGAGGCACUGGAACAAGUGACAGAGGAACUGGAGCAGUGUGUUAAUCUGUGCAAGUCACAUAUCAUGAUAGUGACGUGUUUUGAUAUUGGAAUAACAGAUGCGCAAGAUGGAGUAAGGGAAGUGGAAGUUUGA
Molecule: messenger RNA, 4968 nt
Organism: Leptosomus discolor (cuckoo roller)
Lineage: Eukaryota; Metazoa; Chordata; Aves; Leptosomiformes; Leptosomidae
Source: RefSeq, a predicted model, not a curated record